UGAGCGCUGACCAGGGGGCAGGCGGACUGACGUCACGUAGCGUCGUGUUGACAUUCGCGCGGCGCAGGAAAGACUGGAACCUCGAGCCCACCCGGGAGCACGAGUCAAACGUUAAAAAGACAAGGGAAAUCAAACACACACACACACACACACUCUCUAAACGUGCCGUGCUGCUUCUCAAAGCCAUGUUACCCAGCUCAAGAAUUAGGUGACUUUUGUCCUCAGUAGAAAACUGAGGAGAUGGAAUGAUAAAAUGGGCUACGGGAGUACCCGUUAACGAGGCUAGCUGUCCGACGAACAGUACGAGGAACCAGGAAUAAGGAUCCUGUUCCUUAACACCUGGGGUUCAUGGUGGGUUUCUUCAUACAUCCAGCAUCCCACAUUAUUCGGGGAGAAGCCUUGGGGGAGAAUGUGAAUCGCAAUGGCCAACUUUGAAGCAUACCAGGAGUACCAGCGGAUCGAGGACUUUGAGGAGGACUCGCCGCCUGGGGAGGAAGACUUGCUUGUGCACGUGCCAGAAGGCCUGAAAGAUUCAUGGCAUCAUAUCAAGAAUCUGGACAACUUCUUCACAAGAAUUUACCACUUCCACCAGAAGAAUGGCUUUGCUUGUAUGAUGCUGUCCGAGUUCUUCGAACUGGUACAGUUCCUGUUUGUGGUCACAUUUACGACAUUCCUCUUUAACUGCGUGGAGUACGAUGUGCUCUUUGCCAACCGGGCAGUGAACCACACCGGCCAAAACCCCCUGGACCGGAACAAGGUCACGCUGCCUGAUGCCAUCCUGCCCAGCCGGCAGUGCACAGAAAGGAUUCGGGAUAGCAGCUGGAUCAUUUUUCUCCUCAUCAUGGCUGCUAUCUUCUGGGUCUAUCGGCUGAUCAAGGUCUUCUGCAAUGUACUGAGCUACUGGGAGAUACGACAGUUUUACAUUAAAGCACUGAAAAUUAGGAUGGACGAGCUGUGCAACUUCACCUGGCAAGAGGUGCAGGGCCGGCUGAUCAGCCUACAGCGUGAGCAGCAGAUGUGCAUCCAUAAGAAGGAGCUGACAGAGCUGGACAUCUACCACCGCAUCCUGCGCUUCAAGAACUAUAUGGUAGCCAUGGUCAACAAGUCCCUGCUGCCAGUGCAGCUGCAGCUCCCCCUGCUGGGCGAAGUGGUCUUCCUCACACAGGGCCUCAAGUAUAACUUUGAGCUUAUCCUGUUUUGGGGGCCCGGCUCGCUCUUCCAGAACAAGUGGAACCUGCACCCCAAGUACAAGCGGGCUGGGAACCGGCUGGAGCUGGCACAGCAGCUGAGUCGCGUCAUCCUUCUGAUGGGCUUAGCAAACUUGCUGCUCUGCCCCUUCGUCCUGGUCUGGCAGGUGCUUUACGCCUUCUUCAGUUACACCGAGGCUAUCCGGCGCGAGCCUGGAAGCCUGGGCGCCCGCCGCUGGUCGCUCUACGGCCGCCUCUACCUGCGCCAUUUCAACGAGCUGGACCACGAGCUGCACAGCCGCCUGGGCCGCGGCUACAAGGCCGUCUCCAAGUACAUGAACUCCUUCACGUCGCCGCUGCUGGCCGUGCUGGCCCGCAAUGUGGCCUUCUUCUCGGGCUCCGUGCUGGCCGUGCUCAUCGCGCUGACCGUCUACGAUGAGGACGUGCUGACCGUGCAGCACAUUCUGACGGCUAUUACGGUGUUGGGUGUGGUCAUCACAGUGUCCAGGUCCUUCAUCCCGGACGAGCACAUGGUGUGGUGCCCGGAGCAGCUGCUGCAGUGUGUGCUGGCUCACAUCCACUACAUGCCCGACCACUGGAAGGGCAACGCCAACAAGGGCGAGACCCGCGAUGAGAUGGCCCAGCUCUUCCAGUACAAGGCGGUCUUCAUCCUGGAGGAGCUUUUGAGCCCCAUCGUCACGCCCUUCAUACUCAUCUUUCUGCUCCGCCACAAGUCUCUGGAAAUCAUCGACUUCUUCAGGAACUUCACCGUGGAGGUGGUGGGUGUGGGCGAUAUCUGCUCCUUCGCGCAGAUGGACGUCCGUCGCCACGGCAACCCGCAGUGGAUGUCAGAGGGCCAGACGGAAGCUUCCGUCUAUCAGCAGGCGGAGAACGGCAAGACGGAGCUGUCCCUCAUGCACUUCACCAUCAAGAACCCCCACUGGCAGCCCCCCCAGGAGAGCUCGAUCUUCAUCAGCCACCUGAAGGAGAAGGUGCAGCAGGAUGCCGCCACAGGGCCCCCCCGGGCCCUGCUGCUUUCCGAAGCCCCCCUCUGUGCCUCGCUGCUGUCCAACGAGUCCGGCCACGGGACUGAUAAUCUGCUGGCCAGCGUCCUGACCCACCCAGUGCUGACCGCCUCGGGACAGCCGGGACACGACCGGCGCUCCCACCCGGCCGGCACCACUGCCUCCGUGGCCGCUAGCGUUCUGGCCUCCCUGUCGGGUUCCCAGCUGCCGGGCCGCACGCGUUCCCACGGCCAGCUGCCGGUCGGCCACGCCGAGAGCCCCAUGUACCGCAGCGACCGCACCAUGGUGGACAGCAUGUCUGCCAGCGACUCACGGUUUCGAGGCGAGUCCAGGUCUGCCCUGCAGUUGGAGUUGGCCUCUGCUGAGAUGAGCCUACACGCCAUCUACAUGCACGAGGUACACCAGCAGGGUUCCCAGUCUCAGCGCCCCCCCGGACAGUGGCAGGCCCCCAUGCCCAUGAGGGAGCUUACAACAGAUACAGCACGGCUGCCCUCCCGUGCCGGGGGAUCCUCCGUGUCCACACAUGUAUACCCAGUAGGCUGGACAGAGGAAGAGGAGGGUGGUGAGGAUGAGGAGGUGGAGGUAGAUGUCAACAGCAGAUCUGGUUCACGUCGGGACAUGGGCAGGACCUGCUGAAGUGCCUUAACAUGGGGGUUUAAAUGUAUAUAAUUUUUUUUGUCUUUUUUUUUCUGCAAAUGAACGUCGUGGCCUUAGAUCAUUCAUGCCAACCCUGUUGAGUGAUGGUUGGGUUUAUAUGCAGAACUCUCCAAGGUCUCCACCGCAUCUCCGUUACUCUUGGUACCGCUCCUGGAAACAUGGGGGUGUGCGGCCUUCGUCUUCCAGCCCCCCACCCAGCGUCCCCCCACACCCUCCAGCACGGUUCUUCAUGUAACAGUAAACCUCAGUCCCGCUCAGCAGGAUUUGGACCUGGGGCAAAGAGGAUCCGCCUUUAUUUAUUCAUCUUUUUGCUUCUUGAUUUGUUGCUUUCUUUUGGGGAGCUGAACAUGAGCAAAGUCCGACCCACGCACUGCAACACACAGCUAACAAAAGACCCUUCUGCAGAGGGGGACAAGGUAACCAUCUGUAUACGAGUGUCCUAAGUUUACAGACUGACUGGGUGCUUUUGUGAGUUUAGUGGAACAGUGAUGCCUCCACAUUUGGACACUAAGAAGGAAGGAUCUGCUGUCCUUGUCUCUGUGGUAUCUACUCUGUUCAUCAUGAACUUAUGGCAUGUCACUCACUCACAGGACUCCUGGAGUCUACUUUUUAAAUCUUGUUCUGCAAGGUCUUGUUCUGCAUUGCUAUGGACGGCAAUUUAUUUUGUAGAUGGUUUGGAAAGAUUGGGAAAAAAACAAACACUAACCUGGUCUUAUAGCACUCUUCAUUUAGUAGAUCUGCACAUGAGGAUUGAUCCCACUCAUGGCGAAAAAAUAGGGGAGUUGCAGGAGUGAACCGUGACUCUCCGCCUGGAUCUGUGACAAAGGCCCGUUUGGGCUAGAUUCUGAGCGGGUGCUUAUAGUGAGACUCCCACAUAAAGUGGCUAACUGUCAGAGGUGAGCGAGUGCGGCUGCUAGGGGCAUCGUCAAAAGUCAUUCUGUUACCCUUUUUAUUUAAAUAUCACAUUUCACAUUGUGCAAUUGGAUGCAUAGUUAUUACUGAUUUUUAAUUUUCCACUAUUCAUUGACCUUUAACUUUCUCAUUCAAAAAAUUAUACAUGUAGGAUGUUUAACCACUCUUGGAACAAAAUCAAUUAAUCUUUAGAUAUUCUCUUUAAUAUAAAGUCCAGAGGUGUCAGUAGGGAUGUCUUCUCGUUCCAUUAUCAAGUUGUUAUCCACGUUAUACAAAGCAGGGUGGCUUGCAGAGUAGUUAAUACCAAAGGUGGUUUAUACUACUUGAAUCAUCAUUCAUCCGAAACUCCUCCAGUCUGGGUUCACUGGCCCCUUAAGUGUUGGAAACGCCACUCUAAGAAACCUAGACCUGUUUAAAAAUCUUAGCUGGUACCCCAUUCUCUGCUUGUUUGAUUACAAAAUACCCAUGUAACACCAGACCUUACUGUAUUUUGGUAUGUUGAUGUAAUGCAUGGGGCCAUUUAAAUGUCUGGGAGGGAAGAUCGAUUCUCCUACUGGCUGCUUUCUCCUGGAUUAUUUUUGUACUGGUGGGGCUUUGAAGCUUAUCAUGGUCUCCUGCUCAGGCUUCUAUUUACAGUCAGUACCUUCCUCCAGAACCAGAUGUCAUGGCUUAUAUCUGAACUAUACAUAGAACUUUAUUUAUAUGCUUUCUCAUUAUUUAAGCAAUACGUAUUUAUUUCAGAUAAGAUAAAUACACCAAUAAUUAUUAGGAACACUUGUAAAACAAGGUGAAUGUGAUUGGUUUUUGCAAACAAUAAUUUAAUGUAUUCUAGCACUACAUAAAAUGCAUUUAAUGCAAUGGGAUGGCUUGCCCCCCCCCUCCCCCGGCCUCUGUUGCAUGGCACCUUAAUUUUAAUGCAUGUUCAGUGAAAACUAAUCAGUCAAUUACUGGCAAUGAGUGCUUGGAUUUUAGCCAGGCGAUUGGCUGGGGUGGUAAGUAGAGGAUGUCCUCUACACGCUAAGAAAGAGCAGGGUGACCCCACCUGCGAUACAUGUGUCCCUGUGUAAUCGGUAACGAAUUAAAAGGAAAAUGAUGUGCACCAUUCAAACAACAAUGUUUUACUGCAACUUUGACAGCACUAGAACACAGUACCCUUUUAAUUUGCCGAUAUCCUGUAGAUAAAAUAUAAAAAUACUAAAUGUAAAAGUUUGUCUCUAAUCGCAGUGAAAUGAACUGUGUGUCUUUACAGAUGUUUGUUUGUAAGAGAAGCUAACAUACAGCUGUGUUAAGACAUCAUCUGUACAGCCUUUUGCACUGAGAACCUAAAGAGCUUCAUAGAUGGUAGCAGUAGCGUGGUGUGGGGGAAGGACCAAGGAGCUAUCUAUCCUCAGUCUUUGCCUUCUCACUCGACCUGGUUGUAAACAUUGUUUUCUCAUGGUCAUGGAAACGUCAAAAUAAUAGCAAAUUAAAAAAUCACCCCCCCCCCCAUGGAGGGCUCUAGGAUGGACUAAGGCAGCUAAAAUGGCGUCUACGUAUGUGAUGUCACAGACGUCAUGUCUGAAGCUUCUGUGCGUUAAAGCCUGUAUGAUAGACCCUGUUUGUUGCCUGUAUUCAUCUGUAUGCCAUGUACUGCAGGUGUGCCAGAGCUCUCAUUACAUGUUAAACGUGCAGGCAGCAUAUACUUUGAAAUGCUUUACGCAUAAGGUUUCAUUCGUUUGUAUCAGAACAAAAAAAAAACAGUUCAUGUACAGUAUUUGUGUUAUGACACGUGGGGGUGUAUGGUGCAAAAAAGCUUACCGAACAGAAUGUUGGCGUUACCACGGUGGGUGAGUGGUAGAUCCUUAGGGUCGUUUACUCCCUGAGAGUCGCUUGUCCUGUUUUCACACUGCUUACAUACAGCACGGCUACCUCGGCUAGGAUGUUUAAGGUGUAAGUGUAAGCUGUGGGCAGAAGGACCACUUAUGAGCGCACCCCCACCGGUCUGUCAUGGCCGGCGUGACGGAAAUGUCAGGGUAUGUCUGUCUGUGUUAGGGGCAGCAGAGCUCUCUGCUGUGACACGCUCGCAGUCUACAUACAACUGUUCAGCAUUUCCUUACAUAUUCACCUACACCCUGCCUGCACACUGUUACUUUCAUUUCCACUUUUAAACCAGACUGAAGAGAAAGGCAACAAUUACUGGUCCAAGGUGCUAAGUGCUUGGAUUUUGGUUUUUUAAUUUAAAUUUUUUCUUUGUGCGUGUGUGUGUCGAUUUUUAUUUAAAACUCUCAUGAAAAUGAAACAUGCCAUUGGAGCUGCCCAACUGGGCACCUCUGCUUGGUUUACACUGUUAUCAGUUUUAAAGAAAUGCGUAGCUUUAUGAAACAUCUUCAUCUGUUCUCUUGGUUCGUGAACAGGAGAAAAAUCUUAUUUUGUGUGUAUUAAAUGGAAGUAGUGUUUUGAAAGAUGCAUUUGGUUUCCAAUAAAAAGCUGAAUUUGUUCAUGUCA
Molecule: messenger RNA, 6265 nt
Organism: Brienomyrus brachyistius
Lineage: Eukaryota; Metazoa; Chordata; Actinopteri; Osteoglossiformes; Mormyridae
Gene: atg9b
Product: autophagy related 9B
Exons: 15
Coding region: 422-2848 (808 amino acids)
Biological process (GO): protein localization to phagophore assembly site; autophagy of mitochondrion
Cellular component (GO): phagophore assembly site; autophagosome
Source: RefSeq, a predicted model, not a curated record